Molecule: messenger RNA, 2153 nt
Organism: Phycodurus eques (leafy seadragon)
Lineage: Eukaryota; Metazoa; Chordata; Actinopteri; Syngnathiformes; Syngnathidae
Gene: dera
Product: deoxyribose-phosphate aldolase (putative)
Exons: 8
Coding region: 851-1813 (320 amino acids)
Biological process (GO): carbohydrate catabolic process; deoxyribonucleotide catabolic process
Cellular component (GO): cytoplasm
Molecular function (GO): deoxyribose-phosphate aldolase activity
Source: RefSeq, a predicted model, not a curated record
CUUGACAGCUUGGCUUGGCAUCUUGAAAAUAAUAUCUGCGCUUCAAAAUAUAAUUUGUCACCAUGUCCGCGAGAAACCCGGGGACCCAGCUCGGUACGUGUGAGCCAGCUAGAACUCGCUACGAAAAAUGUCUGCUCGUCAUUCGGCACUUUUGUCAGGAUCGCCUUCUUUUCUCUUGUGUUUGUUUAAUAAGUUACACUUUGGAGGUAAACGACCUGCAAAACGCAGGGAUAGAGUUUUGCGCCACAAAUACAACGGACUUUUUUCCUGGCUUGUUGUAAAUAAAUUGUUUGACGCUUUCUCGUGACCAUGUAAUUAAGAACUCAUGACCACUCAGGUUACCUCAAACGCUUUCCCCCCCCCCCGAGUUUCCAGAUUUCUUUAUAUUUGAUAGACACUCCAUUUUGAGCUCACUCGACUGUAGGGAUGUUUUUUUUGUUUGUUUGGGUGAAUUACAGUAUAAAAUUUAACUCAAUGCACAUCAUUCACUUCUUGCCAGCACGCACUUUCUUAGGAUCAAUGGUAAGAAGAAAGAAAUUUGACAAAAUACUUGCACAAAACGCCACAUAUUUUGUACUUUCACACUGCAAGGUAACCGAAUGGUGGCUGGAUAUUGUGAAGUUCGCUGACGCCAUCUAGUGGCAGUGUCUGUAGCUCACCCUUAACACACAUUUUUGCUCAACAAUAACGCAUUUGUAGUUAAAUAAAAAAAAAAAAAAAAAAGAAACAUCCAAAUAGCGCAACGCUUAUCAUAUAUAAACAGUUUUAAUGAUAUCAGCGUCGGAGGUGACCCAAAAUUAAGUGGAGGUGACUGCCUUCAAAUUCUAUAGGCAGGGAAAUCUCUGUCUCCAUGCUUUUUUCCCCCUUCCCUCCCCAUUGUACAUUAGAUCUGGAGUGGCUCUCCAAAGUGAGAGUGAACACACAAGCUGUGCUGAGGAGAGCUCAGUGCAUCCAAGGACUGAAGAUCCCCACGAAACAGUGGCAGGCUGCCUGGCUGCUGAAGGCCGUCACGUGUAUCGACCUGACGACUCUGGCGGGGGACGACACGCCGUGCAACGUCCACCGGCUGUGCAUGAAAGCCAGCCAGCCCGUCCAGUACGAGCUACUCAAGGAGAUGGACAUGCACGACAAAGGCGUGACGACCGCUGCGGUGUGCGUGUAUCCGUCGCGAGUGGCCGACGCCGUCCAAUCACUCAAAGCUGCCAACUCCAAUCUUCCCGUUGCAUCGGUGGCCACAGGUUUCCCAGCGGGGCAGACCCCACUCGAGAGCCGCCUGACAGAAGUUCGCAUGGCCGUAGCGGACGGGGCCACAGAGAUCGACAUUGUCAUCAACAGGACGCUCGCUCUCACAGGACAGUGGGAAGCGAUGUAUGACGAGAUCUGUCAGUUCCGAGAGGCCUGUGGCGACGCCCACUUGAAGGCCAUCCUGGCUGUCGGCGAGCUGGGCACCUUCGCCAAUGUCUACAAGGCCAGUUUGGUCGCCAUGAUGGCCGGUUCCGACUUCAUCAAGACAUCCACGGGAAAGGAAUCUGUCAAUGCCACCUACCCCGUUGCCAUAGUGAUGGGGAGGGCCAUACGUGACUACUUCCUGCGUACGGGCCACAAGGUGGGCUUCAAGCCGGCGGGGGGCAUCCGAACAGCCAAGGAGUCUUUGGUGUGGCUUCUGCUGAUCAAAGAGGAGCUGGGCAACGACUGGCUGUCUCCUCAACUCUUCCGCUUGGGCGCAAGCAGCCUGUUGGCUGACAUUGAGAGACAGAUAUAUCAUCAUGUGACGGGACAGUAUGCGGCCUACCAUGAGCUUCCGAUGGCCUGAAGCUCUGGAGAUGCUCCAAAUAACCAAAUGGACCUCAAGUUCACCACGCAAGCCUCUCAAUCUUAUUUUCCCUCACAUUCAUGUUCAGUAGUUUGUAGUUUACUACAACCUUGAACCAGUGUCUGAGUACUUUUUAUACUGUUAAUGCCAUUAUGGGAGCUCUUAUAUAAUAUGAUUUCCUUAUGUGACAGUGGGAUUAAUGUGCUUAAGGUUAACUUUUGUUAUAGGUUAAUUGAAGAUUGCCUGUAUGUGCGAAGGGUUGAAAGUGAAAAUAUUACUUCAUUCCUUUGGUGGAAAAUCAACAUUCCAAAACUGGCAAUAAACGUGUGCAUUCAUGAGA